Ustilago hordei is the source of this 573-nucleotide messenger RNA. RefSeq lists its product as uncharacterized. The record is from RefSeq and is a predicted model, not a curated record. The coding region runs from base 1 to 573 and encodes 190 amino acids. NCBI's taxonomy places the organism in Eukaryota, Fungi, Basidiomycota, Ustilaginomycetes, Ustilaginales, Ustilaginaceae. The transcript has 4 exons.
AUGUGCCUGCUGGAUCCUUGCCUGAGCAUCAUCUGCACCGGUUGGUCAUGCUGCACCUCACUGAGGGUUGCAUGCCCUGGCCCAGUUGGCAGUGCUGCCAGUGCUUCAACCUGGGUACUCUCCUUCACCAACCCAUUUGGUGAGCACAACAGGAUUCCUUGUGCAUGUACCCAUUGCUACCUAGCUGGCUUGGGUCAUUGCAUGGAGUAUCCUGGUGAUGGGACUCCUAACAUGCAGCUGUGGGGCUCACAUCAGGCUGAGCAAGCUCACCUGACCAUGGCUGAUGGCAAUGGCCCUGGUCUUGUUCAUUCCCAGGAACAGACAAUUGACCCAGUCAUGACUCAGGACUGGGUGACCACAAUGUGCAUGGUGUGGCACCUACACUGCCAGGAACUGGUAUAUGUUGAGCACCAUGACCAGUUGUUCUCUGAGCGCCAGCCUUAUGAGUCUGUGAUGGAGUCUGGUGGCCCUCCAGACCCCAUCAACUUAUGGGUGGAGCCUAUGGUCAAUGAGCAGUGGACUUGUGCAGCCCUUGCUGCUCCCUCCAUCCCCUCUGGCUAUGUUGACAUGUAG